Molecule: messenger RNA, 1242 nt
Organism: Fusarium vanettenii 77-13-4
Lineage: Eukaryota; Fungi; Ascomycota; Sordariomycetes; Hypocreales; Nectriaceae
Exons: 4
Coding region: 1-1242 (413 amino acids)
Source: RefSeq, a predicted model, not a curated record
AUGUCUUCAUUUUACCGAGUGGUCGAGCACACGGUCAAUUGUUGCCACACAAGGGAUCAUGUCGCAGCAACAGCUCAUAGCGAUUCCGACGCCCCAAAACUCGCGGUGAAGCAGUACAUUCCUCUUGAUAACCCGAACCCACAGCCGGGUGACGUCACCAUCAUUGGGGCUCAUGCGAAUGGCUUCCCCAAGGAACUGUACGAGCCACUCUGGGAUGAAAUCUACAAGCGAUCCACCCAAAAUGGCUUGCGCAUCCGAUCAGUCUGGAUAGCGGAUGUGUGGAACCAAGGCCAAUCAGGCGUUAUCAACGAGAAGAUACUCGGGAAUGAUCCUAGUUGGUCGGAUCAUGCGAGAGAUCUGAUGAACCUGAUCAACCAGAAGCAAGAUUCUAUGCCUCACCCAAUCGUGGGAAUAGGUCACAGCAUGGGCGGAACCCAACUUUCUCUCCUCUCUCUCAAUCACCCCCGUCUGCUCAGGUCUCUAGUCCUGAUUGACCCUGUCAUUCAAGCUCCAAACGGCAGCAUCCCUCCAGCAAUUGCCUCAACCCCUCGUCGAGACAUUUGGCCAUCCAGAGAAGCUGCCGCAGAACGGUUCAGAGGAGGCAAGUUCUUUCAAUCAUGGGAUCCUCGAGUCCUUGAUCUCUGGAUAGAACAUGGUCUUCGGCAAGCCCCAACAGAGCUAUACCCUUCGGAAGGGGCAGAGCCUGACGAACGCGUUACCCUCACAACCUCGAAACACCAAGAAUUGUUCAUGUUCCUUAGGCCGACCUAUCGGGGCAUCCCUGGGGAGGAGUACAGGGAUCAAGAUCCGGUUGCUGAUCAAGAAUACCCCGGUUACCCAUUCUACCGUCCCGAACCACUCCAGGUCUUCCGCCGUCUCCCCGAACUGCGCCCCAGCACACUGUACAUAUUUGGGGAAAAGUCAGAGCUAUCACCGUUGGAACAGCGUGAGGCGAAGAUGGCACGAACGGGCACGGGCGUCGGAGGUAGUGGUGGCGCUGCUGCCGGUCGAGUCAAGGAGGUGGUUCUAGACUGUGGACACCUUGUAGCCAUGGAAAAGGUUCAAGAGUGCGCAGACUCCAUCACAAAAUUUCUUGGGGGCGAGAUGGAGAGAUGGAGACGAGACAGGGAAGAAUUCAAGAUAUUCUGGAAUGGAAAGAAGAGACGGGAGCAAAUUACGAUUGAUGAGCAUUGGGCAGACAGGGUUAAGCCCUCAGGGCCGGCUGGCAAGGUGAAGCUUUGA